Messenger RNA from Amyelois transitella, 6542 nucleotides. RefSeq lists its product as uncharacterized. Lineage: Eukaryota; Metazoa; Arthropoda; Insecta; Lepidoptera; Pyralidae. The record is from RefSeq and is a predicted model, not a curated record. Bases 35 to 5212 code for a protein of 1725 amino acids. The transcript is spliced from 26 exons.
GGCGGCGGGCGCUCAGUCCGCGCGCGCUCUCGCCAUGGCUCGGUGGCUGAAGGCCCUGGUGGCGCUGCUGCUACUCGCCAGCGCCGCGACCGCGCGUAAGUCGCCCGCCGCCCCCAAAAACGAGCCCCAGAUCGAGGAGGUCACCGCCAAACAGUUGGAACGAGUUCUACAAGACAAGGAUUUCGUCGCCGUGUACUGGUAUGCAAGGAGUUGCGUCACAUGUGACAAGGUACUCGAAGAGUUGGAGAAAAUCGACGACGACACCGACACGUUUGGCGUCGACUUCGUGAAGAUCAACGACAAGAGGCUCGCUAAACAGUAUGGCAUCACGAAAUUCCCCGCCCUCACGUACUUCCGUGAGAAGGAACCGAUUAUUUACGAAGGAGAUCUCAUGGACGAAGAAAGUGUCCUGGAUUUCUUGACGAGUUUAGAGUCAAUGGACCUUCCUGAUCGGAUUGAGGAAGUCAACCAGAAGAUCCUUUCUAAAAUCAUCGAGGAUACCAACUACGUCGCCGUCCUCUUCUGUCCUGAUCACAAAAGUUGCGGCCCUUCAAACAACAAGCCUGAAUGUAAAAAGUGCGCAAAGGCCCUCCAAGAGUUGGAAAACAUUGACGAUGAAGCAGACCAACUUGGGAUUGGUUUUGUUAAGAUCCACGAUGAGGAACUAGCCGAAGAGUAUAGUCUUGGAGAACUGCCAAGGCUGGUGUACUACAGGCAUCAAAUACCUAUUAUCUAUGAAAGCGAGUUGAGUAGAGAGGAGGACGUGCUGGAGUGGCUCAUUGCCAACAAGUCCACCGGCGACGAGGAGGAUGUCAUCGAAGACGUCACCGCCAAGACCUUGAACACCCUCAUAGGGAAUGUCGAUAACCUUGUCGUCUUGUUCUACGAUCACGGUGAAGAUGAUUCCAUGACUGUGCUUGCUGAGCUCGAGAAGAUAGACGAUGACUGUGAUCGUCACGGCAUCCAAUUCGUCAAGAUCGAUGAUGAGAAAGCCGCUGAUGCUUUCGGCAUUGACAGCCUACCAUCCAUCGUCUACUUUGAAAAACAGAUCCCUAACGUUUACGACGGUGAUCUUGAAAAUGAAGAAGAGAUCUUAGAGUGGCUCGUCGCGCAGUUGGAGAAAGAUGAAAUUGAAGAUGUUACCGAUGAAAUGUUAGACCGUCUGAUCAAAGAUGGAAAAACUGUUGCUGUUCUUUUUUAUGACAAUAACGACCGUAAAUCACAAAAAGUUUUGAAUGAACUGGAGAACAUUGAUGAUGAGUGUGAUCAACUAGGCAUUGCGUUUGUAAAGAUUGAUAAUGAUGAAGAAGCGAAGGAAUAUGGAAUUGAGAAAGUACCAACAUUAUUAUACUUUGAGAAAGGUAUUCCUACCUACUACGAAGGUAAUUUGGAGGAAGAAGAGAAAGUUCUUGCUUGGCUCAGACAUCAGACUGAAAGUGAUGAAAUCGAAGACAUAACUGAUGAAAUGCUAGAUCUCAUCAUAGAAAAAAUGCCAUAUGUUGCCGUACUGUUCUACGACAAGGACCAGAAAAAGAGCCAGAAAAUUUUAGCUGAACUGGAAAAUAUUGACGAUGAAUGCGAUCAGAAUGAUAUUGCUUUUGUCAAAAUUGAUGAUGACAAAGAGGCUAAGGAAUAUGGUAUUGAGUCGAUACCAACUAUGGUGUUCUUUGAAAAAGGUAUUCCUCACAUCUAUGAAGGAGACUUAAUGAAAGAAGACGAAUUACUUGGCUGGUUAUUGCAUCAGAAACGCCAUAGUGAAAUACCAGAAGUAACUGAUGAGAUGAUGGACAAGCUUAUAGAAAAUACACCUUACCUAGCUGUUAUCUUCUACGACAAAGAAGAUAAACAAGAUAUUAGAAUUCUAAAUGAGCUUGAAAACAUCGAUGAUGAAUUGGAAAAGGAAGGUAUUGUUAUUGUGAGAAUGGACAACGAAGAUGAAGCAAAACAGUUCGGUAUUGACCACCUUCCUACUUUAGUCUAUUUUGAAGAAAAUAUCCCAGCUAUUUAUGAAGGAGAUCUUAUGAAUGAAGACGAAGUACUGGAAUGGCUCAUAGAACAAAAGAACAGUGCGACAAUUGAAGAAGUUACCGAUGAAAUCUUGACUGAUCUUAUUGAAGAACAUGAAUAUGUGGUUGUUUAUUUUAGUGGAAAAUGCGAAGAAGGUGAAGAAUGUGACAACAUCUUAGACGAACUUGAGAAUAUUGACGAUGAACUUGAUGAAACUGGUAUCAUCUUUGUCACCACAGAAGAUAUGUCCCUCGCAAAGAAAUAUGGAAUCAAAACCUUCCCUACUCUUGUUUUCUUUAGAAACAAAGAUCCUCUUAUUUAUAAAGGUGACAUCGAGGAUGAAGAUGAGGUUCUAUCCUGGUUAACAGAUGAAGAUACUCUUGAAAUUCCUGGAAAAAUUGAAGAAGUUAACUCCAAGAUGUUGGAAAAGAUUUUGGAAGAAAAUGACCAUGUUGUUGUCUUCUUCUAUAAAGAAGGAGACAAAAAGUCCCAAAAGAUAUUAAGUGAGCUGGAAAAUAUUGAUGACGAAUGUGAAGAGAAGGAUAUCGAUUUUGUCAAAACAUCUGAUGAAGGCAUAGACAAGGAAUAUGAUCUUCCUGAUCUACCAGCUUUAGCUUUCUAUAGACACAAAUUUCGCACUAUUUACGAAGGUGAUUUAAUGUAUGAAGAAGCUAUAUUGAAAUGGGUUCUAGAUCUUCUUGACACUCAACCAGAUGUUAUAGAAAAUGUAGAUAGGAAAACGCUAAAAGAUCUAAUUGAAGACGUUGAACAUCUUGCAGUAUUUUUCUAUAGCGAUGAUUGUGACACUUGCGACGAUAUUCUUGAAGAACUGGAGACCAUCGAUGACGACACAGAUAAACAUGGGAUUCAAUUUGUAAAGUCCAAGGAUUCUAAACUGGCCUCCGAUAUCGGUAUUUUCAGCUUUCCAGCAUUGGUAUAUUAUGAGACUGGAGUUCCAAUCAUGUACGACGGAAAUCUAUUGGAUGAGUCUGAAGUUCUGGACUGGAUGGUGAAACAAAAGGAAGAUGAAAGCAUCGAAGAAAUAGAUAGAGACACGCUGUUCAAGUAUAUUGAAACGAAAGAAUUUUUAGCAGUGGUAUUUUAUAAAGAUGAUGAUCCCAGAAGUCCAAGAGUACUACGACAUGCAGAGUUGAUUGACGAUGAAGCAGCAGAAUAUGGCAUAAAGAUGGUCAAAUGUAGUGAUCGCCUAAUGGCCAAGAAGUAUGGUUUUCGAAAUCCGCCAGGCAUAACGUAUUUCAGAAAAGGAAAAUAUAUUAAUUACGAUGGCGAUAUAGACGAUGAGGAAGAAAUAUUGGAUUGGUUGACAAAUCCGGAAAAUAUGGAGUUAACAGAUCACAUAGAAAAAGUAAACAAAAAAAUGUUUCAGAAAAUAAGGCAGACAUCGGAUUAUGUCGCAGUAUUCUUUUACAGUAAUGACUGCAAACAGUGCCCUAGAGUGCUAGCUGAGAUUGAACAUAUUGAUGAUGAUGCCGAUGGAGCAGGAAUAAACUUCGUUAAGAUUGAUGAUCGCCAGAUGGCUAAGGAUUACGGAGUAUUUGCUCUACCAGCAGUACUAUUUUUCAAACUUGGAUCUAAGGAUCCUGUCAUUUAUGCAGGCGACUUGUAUGACGAACAACAACUACUAAGUUGGCUACUCACUCAGAAAAAUCCUUCAGGUGACGUAAUAGAAGCUCUUGAAGGCCAAGAUUUAUUAAAUUUGAUUGAAGAAUCUAAUUCUCUGGCCGUCUAUUUCUGGAACAAAACGCUAUGUGAAAUUUGUAAUUCAAAAGCCUUGAGAAAGGCGUCGAAAAAGAAAGAAAAAGCACCUGAAGAUGAAGAGGGUCAGGAGCAAGAGGAUGUGGGCUUUUCAGAUGGACCUGAUUGUGAUCAAUGUGCUGGUAUCUUAGAAGAACUUGAAAACAUUGACGAUGACUGCGACAGACAUGGAAUAAAGUUUGUUAAAACUCAAGACUAUUCGAUAGCUGAGUCCUUCGGAGUAACUGACUUUCCUGUACUGGUAUAUUUUGAAGAGGGUAUUCCCAACGUAUAUGAAGGUUCUUUAGCGGAAGAGGAAGAAGUAUUACAAUGGUUGAUUACUCAAAAAACUGAAGAUCGCAUUGAACUUAUAACGAGAGUAAUGUUAGAAAAAAUGGUAGAAGAAACUCAGUAUUUAGCCGUGUAUUUCUAUAAGCUAAAUUGCCAUAUUUGUGAUCAUAUACUAGAAGGAUUGGAAGGCAUCGACGAUGAAUGCGAUGUUUACGGUAUACACAUGGUGAAAAUUCAGGAUCCUCAACUCGCAAAACGAUAUUCCAUCAAGACAUUCCCUGCCAUGGUAUACUUUAGAAAUGGUAAUCCACUUCUAUUUGAGGGAGAUCUGCAAAAUGAAGAAUCUAUUCUGGAAUGGUUGAUUGAUGAUGAUAACCGUGAAUUAGCUGAUGAAAUCGAAUCUGUCAACGAGAGAAUGUUGGAGCGGUUGCUUUUGGAAUCACAUUUACUUGUUGUAUUUUUCUAUGAUGACGACGACUGUCCGGAGUGUGAGGAAAUCUUAGAAGAACUGGAACAAAUUGAUGGUGAAGUUGAUCAGUUCGGAAUUGAUUUCGUUAAAAUAGCAAGUCCAGAAGCGGCAGCGAAGUAUAAUGUCAUCAAUAUACCUUCGCUCGUUUAUUUCCGAAAACAAGUUCCAAUGCUUUAUGACGGAGAUCUACAUCAAGUGGACAGAAUCCUGCAAUGGUUGACUUCUCAGGAUGUUUUUGAAAUUAAAAAUGAAAUUGAAGAAGUUAACCGCAAAAUGUUGGAUAAAUUACUGGAAGAAAACGAAUUCUUAGCUGUCUAUUUUUACGAAAAAUCAGUUGAGAGUCGGUUGGUAUUGGAUAAAUUGGAAAAUAUUGACAGCGAAACGGACAAUCUUGAUAUCACUUUUGUUAAAAUGCAAGAUCCUCGUUACGCCAGAAAAUGGGGUGUCACGAAAUUGCCAGCCAUCGUCUACUUUAGGAAAAGAUUCCCGAGUAUAUACAGAGGUGAUAUAAUGUCAGAAGAGGAGGUUUUAGAAUGGCUUCGAAAAAAUAGAUUCCGACAACCAGAGCUUAACAUCUUCAUGUAUGCUUUGAUAGCCCUAUCAAUAGCAUUCAUUAUGUACACAGCUUUCUUACUUCAGUGUUUCAAGCCUUCGCCACCUGCGCCAGCGCCGCAUCCGAAGCAGGCGUGAGGAAUCAACCAUAUAGACAUUUUAAGAAUUUAGCUCUUCUAUUGUGACUACUUUUCAGUCGUGCGCGGCUGAACUCGAUUCGAUUUAGAUGAGGACGUCACCAUCUUUCAGAACAUUGCGAUCUGUAUCAAAUGAUCAUUUGCAUAUUGAUAAAAACUCUAGAUCAAUUUUACAUUAAAUACUACGUUCUUGGGAUCAAACUGUAGGGAUUUUAGAAUACAAACGCCUUAAAUUUGUACGGGAAUCUAAACACUGGAUCGUUUCUCGUUUGUCAUGGAUGGAUAAUAUUGUAAACAUUUUUUGCAAGUCUACUUCAUCAUGUCCACAUAGUUCAUGAAUUUUGUUUCUUUUUAUGUUUUUACUAAUAAUUAAAAUAUUCGUAUAAGUUUUCUAUAUCUAUGGCAUUUUAAAUUACUGUUAUUUUCAUUAAGACUGUACUAUUUCGUGGGUAGAAAAAUCUGUAUGGAUCUUUAGUGUGCCAGUUUUCCAGUGUAUCCUAAUUAUAUUGAUUUAAAUUAAUAGCACCGAUUAUGUCUUCUUAUUAUAAUGUUACUGAUGUCUUUAGCCUUUUAGGUUAUGUUGAAUCAUUGUUGUUAAGUUUGUGUUUGAAUUUAUCGAGCUCAAAAAUAAAGUCACUUUUUCAUGAAUUAAGUGUAGAUUUUUGAAAAAGAAAUGAUCAUAGUUUGUGUGAUAGUUUUAAGUCCAUCGACUUAGAUUAUGAUAAAGGUUUGUAACAGUACUUUUUGUUAUUGUCGAGUCAAUUACCUAUCUUGCGCGUUCUUCGUGUGAUUUCCUUUUAUCUGUUACUUUUCAUAGAUAAUAUAUAUUAGACAUAAUCUUAUCAAUCAUAGCUAAUUUCACCUUUGUUACGUUAUAUCGUGACUUAGUUUUUGAGCUCGCUUGAAGAGUGUCUGUCUAAAGGGCGGGGACCGGACUGACGCCCGCAUGUUACUACUGUACUUAUUUAUAUCCCAACGGCUCAGACGGAAUGCCUUUACUGCAAGCACAUGUGGGUUAAUUGCAUUCAGAACCCAUUUAUUAUCCGUUUCUUUUAGUAACUUUUCAGCUUUCACGUCCACUUUGUGCAUUGUUUUUACAUUAUUUCUAAACUUAGAUAUAAUAGUGUUUUUUACUUAGAUGAUAAGGUUUCAAGUACUGUAGUGACAUGCCCGAUAUACUCUGUAUCAUUCCCGCUCGUGUAUAUUAUUGUGUAUAAUUAUAAUGAUACCUUCAUUAAUGAAACGUAAGGAAAGCGAACAGAAAUGCUCAAGGAUUUGUGCGAACAAGCGCAGACGUGGACACUAAACUUGUAUAUAAAAUGUAAAUAAUA